UUCAGGGUAAUUUCCCGGAAACUGCCCACCGCCAUAUAUCUUUAUCAGAUUGGAACUGUACCCAGUACUCUCUGUAGGCUGUGUAACUCGACAAGCGAAGACUUUGAACACUUUCUUGUUUCUUGCCCAAACAAGAACUCUGUUUGGUCCAUGGUACUCAAAUACCAUUUCCCCACUUAUCUGUUCUCCAAUCGUGACAUUCUAAAUGCAUUGCUCUCUAUCAAGUCUCCCUUCCAUCAAAAAUCUAGCCUCUAUCGAUUUUUCUUGGUAAUCGUUUCCACUACACAAUUUUACAUCUGGAGAGCUUACUGGCAACUCAUUCUCUACAACAUACCUUUUACUGCCGAUACAAUCCUCAUAACUAUCAAUCGACAAAUCCAUAUUCUUACGAAUGGGAUUCCCGAUUAA
Molecule: messenger RNA, 408 nt
Organism: Gilbertella persicaria
Lineage: Eukaryota; Fungi; Mucoromycota; Mucoromycetes; Mucorales; Choanephoraceae
Exons: 1
Source: RefSeq, a predicted model, not a curated record